Molecule: messenger RNA, 1404 nt
Organism: Aspergillus welwitschiae
Lineage: Eukaryota; Fungi; Ascomycota; Eurotiomycetes; Eurotiales; Aspergillaceae
Product: 25S rRNA (uracil2843-N3)-methyltransferase
Exons: 1
Coding region: 1-1404 (467 amino acids)
Source: RefSeq, a predicted model, not a curated record
AUGGCACCUCGAUCCAGCAACACAUCCAAAAAACCCAACAAAAAGGAGAGUAGUAAAAAGAAGCUGUCCUCUUCCUCACAAACACAACCGCGCCGAAACACCAGCAAAACCGAACCCAACCAUCAUCAAGAUCACCUCAACCUCUCCACCACCAUCCCGCUGACUCUCCAGCAACUGUUACUAAAUGUGUUCAAAACUGCCUUGCUCACAAACGGGCACAAUUAUCUCCAUAACCGGGAGGAGACGAAGAAGAACGACAAUGAUGAAUCCGGAGCCACCACUGCUGAUUCAGCAGAGCAACAGCAGGAACAGCAGCAACUAGACAUCAAAAGUCUGAUCCAGACAAUCAAAACCCAUUUGUAUAAUCGUGACUUUGACUCCGCUUUUACAGAUGCCAAUGAGGACUUGCUUCGUGCUUAUGCGUUGCGGUGGAGCUCGUCCAGGGCGUUGGGGUAUGCGGGCAUCUUUCGCGCGCUGUUGAGGGAGGUGGUUAAGCCUGUUUCUGACCAUACUGCUGCUGCUGCUACUACUUCUACGAAUAAUGUCGUGUGUAUUGGAGGUGGCGCGGGUGCUGAGAUUGUUGCGCUUGCGGCUGCGUGGAGGGAUUUUCUGGAUGGUGCUGAACUACGAUUUUCUUCUGCAAGAGAUGAGGAUCAGAUUGCAGAUGCUGUUGAGGCGGUAUCUUUGGACGAUGGGAAAGAAGAAGAAGGUAGCAAAGAAGCAGUAAAACAACCAACUUCUACCACCACUUCUACUACUACUACUACCACCUACCCCGGCCUCUCCGUCACGGCGGUAGACAUCGCAGACUGGUCAAAGGUAGUUGAGCGCUUAUCCACCGCUAUUCAAUCUCCCACAGUGACAGGGUCAAAGUCGCAUCCUGCUCCAUUGUUACCCUCCAACAAAGACGAAGAAAAGAAGACACCCAGCUUCAGCGUUGGCUUUGAGAAGCUAGAUGUUCUCUCCACGGGGGAGAAGGAACUUCAGGGAUUAUUCUCGCGGCAGGAAGCGGAAUCAUGCUCUACUGUCCUGGUAACGUUGAUGUUCACUUUGAAUGAACUGUUCUCGACAUCUAUGGCCAAGGCUACAGGGUUUUUGUUGCGCAUGACGGAUAUGUUGCGGCCUGGAACGGUGCUGCUUGUGGUGGAUAGCCCCGGGAGUUAUUCGACGCUGAAGUUGGGCAAGGGUGGUGAUGGGGAAGUGCGGGAGAGACAGUAUCCGAUGAAGUUCUUGUUGGAUCAUACGCUGCUGUCGGUGGCGGAGGGCAAGUGGGAACGGUUGAUGUCGGAGGAUUCGAGGUGGUGGAGGAGAAAUGCGGCCAGGUUGAGGUAUGAUGUUGGGGAGGGGGCUGGGCUGGAGGAUAUGAGGUUUCAGGUUCAUGUUUAUCGGAGGGUGGGGGAGUAG